AUGGCGCUCAUCUCCGCCCGCACAAUCAUCACCUCCAUCUCCCUCUUCCACAUAACCCUAGGCUUCUUCUUCCUCACAAACCCGGGUACAAUAGCCGACCAGGCCAUAGUCUACGUGCUCGGCGAGGCCAUGGGCAUGCCCUACGCCCGCAGCUUCGAGUCCCAGUCACCACCUCUCGCUUUCCUUGCCGUGAUCCUCGCCAUCAUCGGAAUUACCGACCUCGUUACUCUCAGUCUCCCCGAGGAGAUUAGCCUCUUCCAUCACUGGGCCACACAAGCUCCCAUCCGCCUCGCCAUAGCCUUCGCCCUCAGCUUCUACUCCUUCAUCUUCUCCUCCUCCUCGCCCCUCUACGCCUCGCCCUCCCAGAACCCACGAGGCCGCAUGGCCCACCCUUCCGCCCACGCCCACAACCCGAGCUACAGCGCCUCCUCGUGGGGCGGCGACGGCCUCAAGAACCGCGUCUUCUUCACUUUUGCCUUCGUCGAGAUGGUCAGCUGGUUUUGGAUCUGGGUUACCUUGAGGGAGGAGAGGGCCCAGGCUAUGGCUAAGAAGGCAAGGAGGAAGAGCUUGAAUUACUAG
Messenger RNA from Scedosporium apiospermum, 579 nucleotides. RefSeq lists its product as uncharacterized. The transcript is spliced from 3 exons. NCBI's taxonomy places the organism in Eukaryota, Fungi, Ascomycota, Sordariomycetes, Microascales, Microascaceae. The coding region runs from base 1 to 579 and encodes 192 amino acids. The record is from RefSeq and is a predicted model, not a curated record.